AUGACCGAAGACAAACGCGAUGUUCAUAUUUCCAAGUCAUUGGCGUACUUGCUUCGCCAUGGUGCAGUCAAAGAGGGUCUGGAUAUUGACAGUAACGGGUACAUACUAGUCGACGUACUACUUCAGCAUAAUAGGCUCAAGAGUUUGCAUUGUACGUUGCAGGACGUCGAUCGAGUUGUGGCCAACAAUGCAAAAAAAAGGUUUCACAUUAAAACUCAAGAAGGGCACUCACUAAUAUGUGCUACGCAGGGCCACUCUAUAGAUGCUAUAGCUCCUGCAGACGAAGUUUUGCAAAAGGUCAGUGAUUUUAAACAAAUGCCUUCAAUGCUGGUCCAUGGCACCACCCUUAAUAACUUAAAGCUCAUAAUACAAACAGGCUGUAUCAAAAAGAUGCGCCGAAACCAAAUACACCUGGCGCCUGGGGUUACAGGCGUCGAUGAAGGAGUCGUGAGCGGAAUGCGGAUUUCCAGCAACGUCUACAUAUACCUGAAGCCAGAUGAGGCUCACAAGACUUUGGAAGUGUUUAGGUCAAUGAAUGACGUUUAUCUGACUCCAGACGAGAUUCCCCUUGAGCUAUUUGAGAAAGUUGUCUUACGUGAGAAUGCCAAAAAUAAGUCUGCGGUGAAUGAGGCGCGACAAUUACUAGAAAACAGAAACAUUCCAUGUUUUACGGUCAGCCAUGGAGAUCAGUGCUGA
Molecule: messenger RNA, 696 nt
Organism: Lachancea nothofagi CBS 11611
Lineage: Eukaryota; Fungi; Ascomycota; Saccharomycetes; Saccharomycetales; Saccharomycetaceae
Source: the annotation of a GenBank genome assembly